Messenger RNA from Cryptomeria japonica (Japanese cedar), 2022 nucleotides. Its product is annotated as probable homogentisate phytyltransferase 1, chloroplastic. The coding region runs from base 342 to 1607 and encodes 421 amino acids. Gene Ontology annotation, molecular function: prenyltransferase activity. The record is from RefSeq and is a predicted model, not a curated record. NCBI's taxonomy places the organism in Eukaryota, Viridiplantae, Streptophyta, Pinopsida, Cupressales, Cupressaceae. Gene Ontology annotation, cellular component: membrane. The transcript has 14 exons.
UGAUGGAUCCUUUAUUGUAUUGUACUGUACCCGGUUUUUGGAAAAAAAAACGACAAACAAUACAGAACGUAUCGAAAGUGCCUUGUCAAUUGGCAGACAAAACCCAGCAUGCACAGGCCACAUAAAACCCCACUCUUAAACCUUUUUUUUUCGCUUGUGACUCUGACAACUUCACUAAAUUCCACGGUGGGCUUUAUGAAAGGCUUAUUUAGUACAUAGUUCUCUAUACUUCUGUAUAACUUGUAGAGAGCUCUUUUAAGCCAACGAGAAGUCUGAGAAGAGCUAUAGGAUUUAUAUACAGGGAGACCACCUAUUUGAAUUUUUAUACGUUAUUGUAUUGAAUGGCUAAAUCGUGUGGAUUGAGCUUUUGUGGUGGAGAGAGCAUUGUACAAAGACAAAAACUAGGCUUAUUGAGAUCGACAAAGGAAAUUUCAUGUAUUGGGACAAGCAGAUCUAUAGCAUCAUCACAAAAGGCAGUACUAAGUAAUGCAAGUAUUUUCAGUCAGUGUAAUUUCAGAAGUUUAUCAGCAACACAGCCUAUUUGUUCUGACUUCAUUUCUUCUCCAGUAAGCAUCAAUUCUGGAACUAUUUAUCGAAACAACAAAAACAGGUUAAUCAUAUAUGCUACUUCAAAGCCUCUCAAUACCCAUGCCUAUGCUGAUGAUUCUUGGCCUUUAAAGAAAAAAGAUAGCUUUCAGACAGUGGGGGAUAUAUUCAAUGCAUUUUAUCGUUUCUCACGGCCACACACAGUUAUAGGAACGGUAAUAGGAAUAGUUUCUAUUUCUCUUCUGGCUAUUCAAAGUCUGUCAGAUUUUUCUCCAGCAUUUUGGAUUGGACUUUUACAGGCGGUAGUACCAGCUCUUUGCAUGAAUAUUUAUAUUGUGGGGUUGAAUCAACUGUAUGACAUUGAAAUUGACAAGAUCAACAAGCCAUACCUUCCACUUGCUUCUGGUGAAUAUUCUUUGAGAACUGGUGUGGUGAUCGUAGCAGCCUUUGCUUGCUUGAGUCUUGGUAUUGGAGUAAUAGUUGGAUCAGCACCUUUACUUUGGGCACUCUCUGUCAGCCUAGUCCUUGGAACUGCGUAUUCAACUGAUCUUCCAUUUUUAAGAUGGAAACGAUCUGCUGUUGCUGCUGCAAGUUGCAUAUUAUGUGUGAGAGCGAUUGUAGUUCAACUUGCUUUUUACUUGCACAUGCAGAGUUUUGUAUACAGGAGAACAGCAAUUUUAACCAAGCCUUUGAUAUUUGCUACAGCUUUCAUGUGCUUCUUCUCAGUUGUGAUAGCUCUUUUUAAGGAUAUACCAGACGUGGAUGGAGACAGAAUCUUUGGCAUUCAAUCAUUCAGUGUUCGUUUGGGUCAGGAGCGGGUCUUUUGGCUUUGUAUAUAUUUACUGCAGGCUGCAUAUGGUGUUGCUAUCGUUAUGGGUGGUGUUUCUUCAUUUAUGUGGAGCAAACUUGUGAUGGUUUUGGGUCACUCUAUACUAGCUACAGUUCUUUGGAUUCAAGCAGUAUCUCUAGACCUGAAGAGCAAAGCAGCUAUAACCUCUUUUUAUAUGUUUGUUUGGAAGCUUUUCUAUGCAGAAUAUAUGCUAAUUCCGUUUAUGCGAUGAUGAAGUCAAAAAUCUACAAUGCUUUAUCUUUUAUAUUGUAUUCAAUGGAGAUUUAGAGGUUAUUGGGUGCUCAUGUAGCAUGCCAAAAUAAUUCACCUUAUUAAGAAGGUCGUCAGGCAAGUUUUUUGUAAGUUCUACAGUAUAAAAGACAAUAAGAUGGCAACGAAUAUGUUUCUGGUGGCUAGUUGAAGGCAUUCUUUCCAAUUUGUUGUGAACGAAUGCAGUGUUUCAACUUGCGAUUCCUGGAAAUCCAUCUUUGGAUAAUUGGUCACAAAGGGCAGAGCUCAUUUAGAAACAAAACUAGUAGCCAAGACCAUUUGGUCUCAUUUUAGCAUUUUAUUAAUGUACUCCAUUUGUUAUCUUGUAUAGAUAUAAAUAUUUAAAUUUCAUGGUUCCAUCUUUUAUAUUUCCUUUC